AGUGUGUAGUCUGCCGAGGUGUGUAGCCUACCGAAGUGUGUAGUCUGCCGAGGUGUGUAGCCUACCGAAGUGUGUAGUCUGCCGAGGUGUGUAACCUGCCGAUGUGUGUAACCUGCCGAUGUGUAUAUCCUGCCGAUGUGUGUAGCCUGCCGAGAUGUGUAGCCUUCCGAUGUGUGAAUCCUGCCGAGGCGCGGACAGUGACAGUGAAGCAACAGACAUGGAACGAAAAUGCCGCGUUCUCCGUCACCUCCCCAACAAGCUACGACGUUUUCUGCUGCUCUUACUGUGUGCCACCUUCGUCUGCAUCCCCAUCAGUAUUUACGUUUGGGACCAAGCGACGGAGGCGGCUAAUGAGAAGUUCCUCUACCUCACCUCUCUCAAGACUGAGUACGACCAUUACACCGACCAGGAAAGCAUCAGGGAGGUGUACGCGAACCCAGCCAUCGAUAGCUCAGUGACAGAAGACAAGGAUAAGAUUCUGGCCGCACUGCCUAACCUGCCCCUCAGUUACCGCAAAAAGUUAAACCCACACGUCAGUCCUGGUCACGUCAAGUGUGCUAGGUAUCCCUCGCUCUUCGACAUCCAGUUUAGUAACAUAUACUGGCAGGCUCUUCAUACCAGCAAUGGUACCUUCUAUCUAUACAACUCCUUUUACGACAACCGCACUUUGUCCAAAGAUGCUCCUUCCAUUCGCAUUCUUGGCAUGGCCAAUCGCAUCAGACCUACUGUGGAGACCAACUGCCAGCUUUGGUUUGAUGGUGAGAAGGGUCCCAUUAUUUCCAAGGUUAAGGAAUAUAAAUACAUAUGGAUUAGAGGUUGGGGUAAUUACAGGCAAGGUGUACUGCAGCCGUACCUGAUCCAGUGCGUGGUGCCGCCUACACACGUCAAGCGGGUGCCAGAGUCAGUGUCGUUGGUAGAGUUACCCUGUGACAAGCCCUUCAACAACCUGCGGGUUAUCAAGAAUGAGCCAACAGGAGGUCAGAAGGAGGACUUUGCGGUGUGCGUCAAAGGGUUGGACUUCUCUUAUGUCGAUAACAGCAUCAUGAUGGUGGAGUGGUUGGAGCUGCUCCAUCUUCUCGGGGCUAACAAGGUGUUUCUCUAUGAGAUGGGAAUACACCCAAAUGUUUCUAAAGUGUUAAAGUAUUACGAGUCCCUCGGGCGGGUUGAUAUUACUAAAUUAACACUACCGGGUGAACAACCAAACGCACGAGGCUUAUUACACAUGUAUCUAAAGGCUAAAAUGGUACAUAAACGCCAGAAUGAAGUAAUUCCGUACAACGACUGCUUGUACAGGAACAUAUACCGUUAUAAAUAUGUAGUGUUACUUGACACGGAUGAGUUUAUCAUGCCCAGGAAAACUCCAAACUGGAAGUCGCUCAUUGAACAGCUGCUGGCGGUCACGGAGGGGCAGCCCAGGUCGUCUUACUGUGCUCGUAACGUGUAUUUCCUGGACUCCAUGCAGGACGCUCAUGGCAAAGUGCCAGGCGUGCCACCUUACCUCCACAUGAUGCAACACGUCUACCGCGCCGCUAACUACACCAGGCCCGGCUCCUACAUCAAGUGUUUCCACAACACCGAGCGGGUUCUCACACUCCACAACCACUUCCCUUUCUCCUGUCUUAAUAACUGCUACCAUCUGUCUAUACCGGAGGCAGACGCCCACCUCCAACACUACCGCAAAGAUUGUGUGGGUGAGCUGAUGAAAUCGUCGUGUCCUUACUUCAAGGCUCACACUGUCCUCGACGACCGCAUCUUAAAACUUUACAAAGAACUAAUGGUAAACAACACACUCCACACUUUUCGCCGUCUUGGUUUUUUGUAGGAGUGAUUCUCGCCGAAGAAAGUUAUUGUAUAAUAUAAUGGUAAUAUUAUCAUACUGUAUUUAUAUUUACUGAUUAGAUAAAAUCAGUGCAUUGUACAUAGUGAGUUGUUACACAAGUGAUGUUUAGAGAGUGAUCCUAGGAGCCGUAAUGUUACAUCGAAGUUUGCCCAAAUUCUGAGCAUUUUCAUAAACCCUUAAAACAGCUACAGUAUAUAACUACAGUACAGUAUAGUGAGGCAGUUUAGUAAAAAAACCCUGCAAAUUACACAACUUGCAUGGUUCAUAACUUGAAGACGGAAACCAUAUAAUAGAGUACUGUAUAAUAAAGUGCUACUGGAAUAUAUUCGGAGAGGAUCGUAUUCUUUUAUCGUAUUGAAGUCUAUUGGGAGAUCCUACUCUCUGUAUGAGGCUUUAAGUAGUGUCUCUCAGUAUAAUCUGAAUUCUAUUUUUUUUCAGUAUUUUUUGUGCGUUAGUUAAAUCAGACAUGUGUAAUCAUACAGUUUUAUGUUACUAAUAUCAUUCAUCGCACGAAAUAUUUUGAUUAGCUGUAAUGUUGUUAUUGUGAUUAUAUUGAUUUUUCAAACUAUAAAACGUCAGUUGUCUUUCAUUUAUGUUACUGCUAUCAUACUUAUCAUUUAUUGUUUUUGUCUUAGCUUCUCUUACUGUGGUUGCUAUACAAUAGAAAAAGCUCUAAUAUAUAAAUAAUUCAGGUUAUGUGACGAUCGCCGCUCCAUAGUGUUGACCGUGUGUGUGUGUAUCUGUUAUAUUGAUAGUACAUAUUGUUUAAUAAAGAUAUUAACAAAUAAAAAGCAAGAAAGAUGCAAGUCUUCCCAGUGUAAACUAUUUUGGAUUCGAUUAUUAUUAUUAUUAUUAUUAUUAUUAUUAUUAUUAUUAUUAUUAUUGCUAUAACAGCCUACUUAAUUUGUGUUUGUACAUAUGCAUAAAUGUUUAUUCCUAUAUCUACUCAGAUACUGCAAGAUGUUGUGGUUAUUUAUGUACAGUGUAACGAAUAGAAAUUGCAAAUAAAUCAUACAUUUAAUC
This is a messenger RNA of Homarus americanus (American lobster), 2863 nucleotides long. RefSeq lists its product as uncharacterized. The transcript has 4 exons. The record is from RefSeq and is a predicted model, not a curated record. Lineage: Eukaryota; Metazoa; Arthropoda; Malacostraca; Decapoda; Nephropidae. Bases 155 to 1822 code for a protein of 555 amino acids.